Molecule: messenger RNA, 1547 nt
Organism: Lycium ferocissimum
Lineage: Eukaryota; Viridiplantae; Streptophyta; Magnoliopsida; Solanales; Solanaceae
Product: E3 ubiquitin-protein ligase SIRP1-like
Exons: 3
Coding region: 192-1250 (352 amino acids)
Biological process (GO): protein ubiquitination
Cellular component (GO): cytoplasm
Molecular function (GO): ubiquitin protein ligase activity
Source: RefSeq, a predicted model, not a curated record
AACUUGUUAUUUUUGGCUAUUUGUUUUUACUUUGUUAAGUUUCUAUUUGCUUCUUCAACCUUCUAGAGCCUUCUGUAAUUUAUUUUGAUAUCUUACCUACCUUUGUUUCUUGAAAAAGUUAUUAGCUGUGCAAUUUUGCUAAAUCUGCUUGCAGCUUUGAAACAAGGAGAAAGAAGAUCCAAAUAGCUGAAAUGGAGGGAAGAGCAGCAACAAGAUAUUGGUGUCACCAUUGCUCAAGGAGGGUGAACCCUGUGGAGUUAAAGUGUCCCAUUUGUCAAGAAGGAUUUAUUGAAGAAAUGGGAUCAAAUAAUAGUGCUCUUGAAAAUGAGAGCCCUUUAGAUUUUGGAGGGUCGGAUUCUGAUCGUGCCCUCUCACUUUGGGCACCUAUCUUGUUAGGCAUGAUGAGUAGCCCUCGUCGUCGUUCUAGACUUAGGCAUCUCGAAAUUGAUGAUGAUGAUGAUGACGACGACGAUGAUCAUACUCGUGAAGGCGAUGAUCCAGAGCGGAGGAGGAGGAACUCUGCCACAAUUCUCCAGCUCUUGCAAGGUAUUCGAGCUGGAAUGGAGAAUGCUGAGGGUGAAAACAGGGAGACAGGUAGAGAGAGUACUAGGGAUCGCGAGCAUGUCAUACUUAUAAAUCCAUUCAAUCAAACCAUCAUUGUGCAGGGUUCGGAUAAUAAUAAUUCCAGGAACCAACCUAUUGGCUCAUUGGGUGAUUAUUUCAUUGGUCCUGGUUUAGACAUGUUACUGCAACAUUUGGCUGAGAAUGAUCCAAAUAGGUAUGGUACACCACCAGCUCAAAAGGAGGUUGUAGAGGCGUUGCCUGAGGUGACAAUUGAUGAGACGUUGCAGUGUUCUGUUUGUUUGGAAGACUUUGAUAUUGGGACUGAAGCCAAAGAGAUGCCUUGUAAGCACAAAUUUCAUAGUGGCUGUAUCUUACCAUGGCUGGAGCUUCAUAGCACAUGUCCAGUCUGCAGGCAUCAGUUGCCCUCUGAUGAAUCAAAAGUUGAGUCUGCUGGAUCCAAUGGUGGAAGUGGUAACACAAAUGCUCAGAGUAGUGAUGGUAAUGGCACAAGGUAUGAAAAUGAGGAUACUAGGAAUGAAAACGGGCGAAGGUUUCCACUUCCGUGGCCUUUGAGUGGCCUGUUUUCAUCCUCAAACUCAGGUAUCCAAUCUAGUAAUGCAAAUUCGUCAGCAACGACGUCUUCAUCAGGAAAUGCAAACUCCAAUGCUCAUAUGCAUGAGGAUUAAAUUUCAUCAUAGUGAGUUUGUGCUCGAUGAUGCACGGAUUUCCUUUGUCCUAGCUUAUGUACAUAGAGUGGUACUUCCUAAAUUAUGGUAUUGCAAACAAUGGAUCCUGUCUUGCCUGCCUGUAUUAUAUUGAGGAUCAUUUUACUUUUGUUAGACUAGGAGCCUUUCAAGGUGAACGACUCUCUUCUGUUUGUAUAGCUUUAAUUAUGCGAUCUUCGUACACUUUUUGGUUGACUGUUCCCGAAAAGCUCAACUCUGAAAUCCUUUAAGCUAAUGGAAUGACAAUGGAUGAUGAAA